UCACCGUCUGAAAAUUCUGUGUACAGUUGAACAAGUACGAACGGAGCCUCCCCGCUUGGCCGAUAUGCAGAUACCCCAGUAGGACUCGUGGCGCCCCGUCUCCUCGGGGGUGAAAUCGUGUCGGUAACGUGGAGAAACUGGCGUCAGUCAAACCCCCAGAACUGAGCCUCUACUUUGGUCUAUCCUCUUUGGUUGGAAACGUCAAAAGGGAUUUAUCCGAGAAUGAACUUGAAAUAAUAGAAAACAGUGCAAGUGAGACAACAAAAUAUUUGUUGGAUAUAGUUGUGUUCUAAAGAGUCAAUAAUUGAAGAUAUUCAGUGAUCUAAUGAGAAAGCUGGUGUCUUACGAGGUGAAGUCACUUCGCGAGGUUAAUUUGACAGUUCGAUGUUCAUUAAGCAAUUGUUGUGAAUAAAUUAACGCAAUUUUUCACGAUAAAAUGGAUAAAUUAACGGUGAUAUCAGGAACAUUAUUUUUCGCUGCUGAUGUUUUUGCUGUUGCCAGUUUGUCAAUGCCCGAUUGGAUAAUAACAGAUGUUGGUGGUGACACGAGAUUAGGACUCAUGUGGUCGUGCAUGACCUUAUACAACAGGCCACCGAUAUGCUACACCCCUGAUCUACAGCCCGAGUGGUUGAUUGCCCUUGCCUGUAUAUUCGUAGGAUGUAUUUUAAUUACUGUUACGAUAAUCCUGUUGGCAUGUUCUCACUGGGACAGACAUGUCAUUCCUUAUGCGAGAUGGGUGGGUUUUACUGCAAUGGUUCUCUUCUGCCUGGCAGCGGUGAUAUUCCCAAUGGGUUUCCACGUUGACGAGAUUGGAGGACAGCCGUAUCAACUCCCCAACUCUCACCAAGUCGGCAUAUCUUACAUACUAUUCGUCCUCGCUCUGUGGAUAACAGUCAUAUCCGAGUUAUUCGCUGGGAAAGUGUGUUUACCCCAUUUCUAGCAGGACAUGGGCUGCCCGAAUUUCUUGCACGUCAUCACUAUCUUCACACCCUUUUGUGUUUUUUUGCUCCUGAAAAAAAUAAUUCUACUUUACUACUUGGAUGGAUCUUCUGAUUGGAUAGAGACUGACAACAGAGGGUCCUACUGGCAAUAUUAAGGGGGAAUUUUUGGAAAUAACGUGCCUCGAUGAGGUCAUUCUAUCUUACAUUAUCAUUUUUUUAAAAGUUUAGUGCAAACAACUGGGGUUUACUACAAAAACCUUCAGACGGGGUGCGGAUUAGGGUGAACGGGUCAAUUUCUAGACGGAGAUUGAUUCCUGGAAUAUUUCGACGUCCAUUGAAUACUCCUUAAAUAAUCAAAUGAAACUGGUACUGAUUAUUUGAGUUGGAUUUUUAAAAUAUUUUAUAAAUUAGAGAAUGUCGACUGUGACUCCUUAACGGAACGUUAUGCUCCCGUCAGGCUACGGUGCUUUUAAAUAUUGUCAGUUCUUGAAUUUUACAACAAAAUUUCAUGAGGAAAUUUUGAAAAUAAUUAUAUCUAGUCAGUAUUAUCUAAAUUAUAUUUCGCAAAAUAUUAAUAUUUUCUAAAGCGUUUCUCUCUUAUAAAAAAAUAAGAGGACUCAUUAGCAUAUUAAAUAUAUAAAUUAAAGGAACUUAUAAGAAAAUCAUAUUUUAAUUUUUUAUCAUAGCAUAAAAUCUGAUUUUCAAAUAAGACAUUGGAUUAAAUUCGCUUUUUUAAAAAUAUUUCUCUUCCCGAGACUCGGAUGCGUUGGAAGUUGGGAAGAAAUCACUAUUUUAAACGUAAAUGAGUUGAAAAAGAAAUUUUGUACUUUUCAAUAAUUCCUUAUUUACGGUAAGGACCCAGCUAGAGUCCAAUAGUUGCUGUAUUCAUCCUUUAUAUCUCUUUUUUAUGUUUCCUCAUGUACACAAACAUCCAGUCGAUGGUAUAUUUAAGUUUGUAUAUAUGUACAUUUAAUAUGAGAAUAAUCAUUAUUUAAUAUAAACAUAUUCUGACAUUCCAAAUUGAUAAAUUCAUAGAUUUAAUCUUCAACAUUAAUCUAUAAAUUCCCUUCAAACUACAAAGUACUUUGUCGAAAUGAUAUUAUAUAGAUUGUAUAUGGAUUAUUAUAUAUUAUUACAUUAUAUAGAAUUUGGUUUUCGAAUUCCCCCGAGAAGAAUUAGAAAAUUCACAAGGAGUUCCCGUGAAAAUUGUACUUCCAUAUUUAAUAGUUGAUACUAGUUGAAUAAUUAUAAUAAUUGAUGUUUUCGUAUGAAGCCACUGAUGGAAAAAAAUCAUAGAAAAACUCAGCUAAUUUCCUAAUCAAUUCCAUUUAAUUUCCAUCAAUAAUUAUACCGCAAAAAUCAAUGUUUUCAACAACUUUUUGCGUAAUGAGAAAUAUGUUUCCUGUUCUCUUUAUUUGGUGAAAAAAUUACCGCACAGAAGGAAAGUCUUGUCUUUCAUCAUUAUUGUUAGCAUUAGGCUACAAUAUAUAAACUAAAAAAUAUAUAGAUACCAUAUAACAUUCCUUGAUUGUAGAAAUAAAGACUUGAGAAAUUGUUACGUGGAAUUUUCCUAAGUGGAGCCUUCGAUCACCUUUGAACCAAUUCUAUGAAGAUAUUCACUACCGACAGAAAAUAUUCUGAUCAAAAAGAGAAACUUAUUCGAUUGUUUUAUACAAUUUAUUUUCUAAUAUUUUUUUUAUAAAAUUUCAUCAAUUUAACAUUUCUGUUCUCUGACAUAUUUAUUUCACGAAAAGAAAAGGGGAACAGCGGGAAAAAGUUGAAAUUCUAUAGAAAAUAUCUGAAGCAAACAAAUCAUACAGAAAAAAUCAAUUCUAUAGACUUUUUGUGUUUUAUUCCACGUUUUGUAAUUCCCGAUAAGAAGUUAUUGUUAUUACCUUUAUUAGUUCCUGGGAGAAUUCGAAAUAAGAAAUUCUAACUUAUAAAUUUUAUACCAAAUGUGAAUAUACCCAAUAUUAUUAAUCUAAUUACCAUUCUUGGACAUGUGAUUAGAUAAUUCAUGAAAUAAUACCGCCGAAAAUAUUGAAUAAUAGAGACAAAUUUAUAACAACAUCUGUGUAUGAAUUAUUCUUCUUCUUGACUCAUGGUGAUCCCUACAAACAAAAUAUUUGUUGAAUAUAGUUAUGUUGUAAAUUCUAAAGAGUCAAUAAUUGAAGAUAUUCAAUGAUCUAAUGAGAAAUCUCGUGUCUUACGAGGUGAAGUCACUACGUGCGGUUGAUUUG
Messenger RNA from Diachasmimorpha longicaudata, 3181 nucleotides. RefSeq lists its product as uncharacterized. The transcript has 3 exons. Gene Ontology annotation, biological process: negative regulation of smoothened signaling pathway. The record is from RefSeq and is a predicted model, not a curated record. Bases 437 to 940 code for a protein of 167 amino acids. Gene Ontology annotation, cellular component: ciliary membrane; Golgi apparatus. Lineage: Eukaryota; Metazoa; Arthropoda; Insecta; Hymenoptera; Braconidae.